Messenger RNA from Salvia miltiorrhiza (redroot sage), 1109 nucleotides. RefSeq lists its product as uncharacterized. The transcript has 4 exons. The record is from RefSeq and is a predicted model, not a curated record. Lineage: Eukaryota; Viridiplantae; Streptophyta; Magnoliopsida; Lamiales; Lamiaceae. Bases 204 to 656 code for a protein of 150 amino acids.
GUCCCAUAGUCCCAUGGGUUUUAUCAACUGUGUGUGUGUCUCCAGCUUAUGUAGGUAGCUAUAACGACGUUAGUUCUUGUUUAUGUCACAGAUAUCUAUGUAAUCUAAGGAGCAUAUCCCAUUUUAUUAGACUCCUUGUUUAUGGAUAUCAAUCCUAUAUAUGUAUAUGAGCGCAGGGUACAACACCUUAAAGCUUCAUCGAAAUGGCACAUCGGCAACGGCAGAUUCUCGGCCACGCUGCAACCUCUCUUGCCGUAUUUCUCUUUAUUGCAAUUUUCCUUCCCCAUGCAACAGCAGAAGACAAACUCAACCCCGUAACCAAUCAGAAUUUAAACCCUACCCAGGCUUGGAGGAGUUCUGAAUAUUGCAUGCAGAAUAUCUCGGCACCGUGUCAAACGGGCCUGAAGAACUACACCCUAACCUCGACUGGGUGGCUGAACGUCACCGCUGCUGCCGGCCCCAAGUUCUGCGAGGCAGGAGGCUGUGCAGACCACACGAGGGCAGUGCUCCUCUGCCUCAAACAUGUCAAGAGAGACUACUGGUUUGCCAAUCGUGCAACUGUCCAAGAUCUCUACGACACCAUAGAUGAUGGCUGCAAAAACGGCGGUACAGGUUUUACUGGAGUCAGCAAGUACGGUUCUCACCUCCCCAACUAAGCCCCCGCUCCUUGCAAAAUCAGAAUAGUAGAUAUAUAUGUAAUAAAAACACAAAUCAAUGUGUUACAUGUAUUCAGAUUUCAAAUACGACCACAAAAUCACUAAUAAUAUAGAGCUAUUUCUUGCUAUUUCAUUCAGACCAAAAUGCAUUUUGAUCAGACGUAUUCACAAAUUGAGAAAUGGAGUAUUGCAUACACAACCAUCAAGAGUUAACCACAAACAAAAAAUACCACACCAACACUGUUUUAUUCUCGAUUAACCAUAGACGAAAUACUAUGGAGGUCUACGCCAAUCGACUAUUCAGCAUUUAUCCCAUGGCAUACUUCUGAGUCCAGCUGCGAGCAGUAGACUCAUAUUUGGUCCGGUCUGUCUUGUACAUAUGAGCAAUUUCAGGCACCAGUGGGUCGUCAGGGUUUGGGUCCGUCAACAAAGAGCAGAUAGACAACAGGACCU